UUAAACAAGAGAGAAGAAGAUAUAUAUAUAUAAAAAAAAAGUAAAAAAAAAAAAAAUGAUGAAAAAGAAGAAAAAAAGAUUCAAUUUUCAUCAGAUAUGAAAAUUUCAUUUACAUUUCAUGCUUAAACAUGUGUAACAUUUGCAUACUUACUGGAUGAUAACUUAUUUAUAGCAGAAAUGAAAUGAAAAGAGGAAAAUACAAUCAUAGCAUAUAUAUAUAUCUGUAUGUAGACCGCAUCGAAAGCAUUUUGAAAAUAGCAGACAUUUAUAUUGCAUUCGCAAGCAGAGAUGAUGGGGAUAGGUUGUGCCGAUAUAUUAUUAUUAUACUAUUGUGCGUAAACAAUAAAUUUCCAUUCAUUCAUCAAAUCUUUUGGCCACAUUCACGUACACAUCAUCUACGUGAACGAGCAUCUAUCUGUGUACGCGCAAGUAAUCAAUCUUUUGUGAAUCGCAAUAACAAUUCAGAUCGAGACACUAUAGCAUGCGGAAUAAUAUGAAAUUAUUCCGAAGAGAGAUCAAAUACUAUUUGAUUACAAUGGAAUCCAAUUAAUGCAAAAACAAAUUAGGGAAUGGGCUUUACAUAAAGCUAAGAUUGUUUUGCCAUGAUGACAGAGAUUGACCAGAGUUGAUAGGAGAGGAUACAUACGUUCAAAAGAUAGAUAAUCCAAGAUAAAGAGCGAUAUGCUUUCGAAUAAUUAUUGACUCGUUGCGUAUUUCUUCACAAUAUUCUCGCUUGCCAUCUCUGUCCUACAUUUCCUUUUUGCAUAAUUUUCCGCAAAUCUUUCACUUAAAUGGCCAUGUUUUCGAAUGAAAGGGAGGAUACUAAAAGCUGAAGUGUUUGUCACUCGUCCGUCCAAGUCUAAAUGAAUUAUUUUUUGCUUUCUUUCCUUCUUGCAUUUGAAGAGAAUAGUUGUCUCGACAUGAUUGGUACUAGAGUCAUAGUUAUCCCGCAGGAGAUAGUAACAAUGAAAACACGAAACAACACAGACGACAGAUUGUUUGGUGUUCAACUGUAUGUGAAAACAACAAUCAAUGUUUAUCCAUCCGUAGUUCAUAGUACAGUGCGGUUUACAGUCAAAUUAAUGCACACUUUUAUACUUUAGUUAGGUUUAAUUGUGUGGACCGACUCUAACAUUGAUGUUCUUUUGACAUUAUUCGUUAGUAGGCUCUGUUUGUCUCCUUUAAAAAAUAUGAUCGGUACCUAAUCUUGUAUAAAAAUACUAUCAAUGCAAUUUCGGAUUGAUAUAUGAUCCUUACCCUAAAUAUAUGUUAAAUUGUCCGUCCCCGUGUUGUGUUAGCACAUGUAAUAAAAGGCUUUGCUUUAACUUGAUUAUAUGUUCCUUCCCACAAAAGUUAUGUAUAAGUACGCAGAAAAAAUUUAUGUUUACUUGGUAGAGGUCAAAGGAAAAUCAAUGAAACAGUUUUGUUUUCUCCAAUUAUUGUGAUCCAAAAAUUCGUAAGACCUUUGCCCUUUGGUAAUAGAUUGUGUCUUCAAUAUGUCUAAAUUCACAAUUCCAGCCUUAUUUGACGACACAGCAGCCGUAAUGUUUUUGAAUGUUGUAAGAGUUCGCUCGAAUUCGGGACAAUUGUUGACUUCGGCCGCGAAUUUUCAUAACGAUCCCAAGUCUCAUCGACAGUUUUAUAGAUCGCCCAAUAAAUCAUUCCAUUCAGUGCGUUACUUGUUGCAAAAUCACUUGAGGGUUUCCUUUCCUUGUACUUGUUUCCUUCACUCGCCAGUUAGAAAUUUCGGCACUCACUUUGUGUAAUUUUCGGCUUGAUAAAGGGAGCGAAAUACAAUCGUAAAAUCAUUAUUUCAUUUCAAAUGUCUUUUCCUCUUAAGAUUUUCCCAUUCGAUCUUAAUAUGAACUCUUAUCCAUCGUGAUCAACGUUAUGAGUGCAGGUGUAGGAGACAUCCUCUAGAUCGCUGCUGACCCCAAAGCGAAAAAAAACACCACAUUAGUCUCUUCUUUUUCCUCAUUUUAAGUUGGGGACAUACAUUCUUGAAGGAGACAAGAAAUCUUUAAUCAAUUCCUUUGAAAGUCGUUUCCUUCAUUCCGAUCCGCCCGAUGUUUGCAUCGUCCUGUUAACAUUGAAACCUUACAAUAGAGCUACAUGCGUAAUAAUAAUAAUGGUUUGAACGUGCUGUAACUAUACAUAGAUUAACACUCUAACCACACUCUUAACUUGCAACGUUACAUUUUCAGCAAAGUAAAUUUGAUUUUACCGUCAAUUGUUUACUACUACUUACUUAACCAUAUUUGCCGAAAAUUACAAAUAUAUUUGUUAUUGUAGAGUAAAGCAAAAAUAUUUCCUUUCAGUAGCAAUUUGAACGACCUUGGGUUAUUUACAUUAUUUAACAUUUGCUAAUUAUUAUAAAAUGACAUCAUAUUAAAAAACCGGUGGAUAAGGUAAUAAUGUUUAUUUAUUUCCAAUUAAAUAAACAAAACAUUAUAUCCAUUGUUAUAUAAACAAUUAAUAUUGUCUUUCUUGGACUUUGAAUUGGAACGGAGGAAAUCAGCAAUUGAAAACUUUUGAAAGCAUGAAGAAAGAUUAGUAAAUAGUGUACAGUUAAAGACGGGUCCUCGUUUGUUCGUAUCAAGUUAUUAAAAAUAAUCUUGCAUGCGAGUGUAACUUCAAUUUAGAGUUCAGGAUGAUCGGAAAGGGGCAGUAAAAAAACAAAAACUAAUGCAAUCACAAAGAGUAACUCACCUUACAAGCGUCCACGAAAGAACCUAGAAUAAGAAUGUAAUAAGAAUAAGAACACAGUCCUUCGAAACCAUCGUCAUCAGGAUUACGAUGGUUUGUGCCCUACACCAUUUCUGACACCCAGUUAUAGAAGAUUUGUGCGGAUGUGUGCAACACAGUGAAGAAUCAUAUUUUCUUAAACUUGCUUCGUUAAGCUUGUCGUCUGGCCGUCUGUCCUUUUUCUUUUCUUGUGUAUAGGCCACAAUUUUUCAGAUAUUUUGAAGGAGUUGGAAUGGAGUGAAGGAGGACCACUUUUCUGACCACUUACUUUCCCUAUUAUGCCUUAAUUCGACAAGUUGUUAUAUGAGUAAAUGUAACGAUGGGCACUGAUUAACUAUAGCGCUUUUAAUUGUUUUUAAAUUUCUUAUAUGUAUUCUGGCUCAUCUUAAUAUCAAAAUUUUUAAACAUAGCGAACAAUACGAGAAAGUUGCUGUAACCUUAUGACACCGGCUAAGAAUACAAUUUGAAAACUGAAAUAAAUAUUUAACAAUCAAAGCGACUGUUGUGCGGCAAGACGUGCUAUUAUAAACAAAAAAAAGUGAAUACAAAAUUAGUGAAUAACAGUUUACGUUUAAAGCAGAGCGCCGUAGCGCAUGCGCUUUUCAAUUAAAGAUAAAAAAAAAAAGAGAUUAAAUUUAUUCUUUAAAUAGAAGUGAGAUGAAAUUCCCGGAUUAUGUGCCGAAUAACAUGAUUGUGGGUGAUCGUACAACGUGGGAAUAUCAUACAGUGUCUGUAACGCGUGUACCGGGGUAUGGUUUUGGUAUAGCCGUUUCCGGUGGACGUGAUAAUCCUCAUUUUGCCAAUGGUGAUCCUUCUAUAGCUGUGUCAGAUGUUUUGAAAGGUGGUCCCGCAGAAGAUCGUUUACAAGUUAAUGAUCGGAUUAUAUCAGUUAAUGGUGUUUCGUUGGAGAACGUCGAAUACGCUACUGCUGUUCAGGUGUUACGUGAUAGCGGUAAUACUGUAACUUUGGUUGUAAAACGUCGCGUACCUCUUAACACAAUUCCACAAGCCAUCAGUCAUCAGCAACAGCAACAGCACCAGCAGCAGCAACAACAACAACAACAGCAACAGCAGCAUCAUCAUCAUCAACAGCAGCAUAGCAUAAGCGCUGUAGGUCUUAAUUCAAUGAUCACUCCGCCUGCAACGAACCCCAAUUCCCUAAUGAAUACCACUGCAAAUAUUGGCAGUAUGAGUCAACCGAACUCUUUAAACUCGUCAAUGAUUCAGACUUCAAAUGGCAACAGUCAGCCUAUUAAGGUUACCCUUACCAAAAAUAAUAAAAAAGAUGAUUACGGCAUUGUCUUGGGAUGUCGUCUCUUCAUCAAAGAGAUCUCAACUAAGGCGCGCGAUCAAUUGGCUGCCAAUGGUUAUACUUUGCAAGAGGGGGACAUUAUUACUCGUAUACAUAAUACCAAUUGCGGGGAUAAUAUGAGCCUUAAAGAGGCGAAAAAAAUAAUUGACGGCUGUAAGGAACGUUUAAAUUUGGUUGUUUUGCGUGACAUUGCAAAUCAAGCGGCCAUCACGAAUCAGUUGAACAAUUCGAAUAAUCAGUCCAAUAUGUACAACAGUAGCAGUCAUCAGCCUCAGUUAUCGAAUUGCAGCAAUAAUUUAGAUGAUCCGUAUUUGAAUGGUGGCGCGAGCUAUUCCUCGCAAAAUCUAUACGUUCAACCACCCACAAGAUCGAUACUUAAUGGCCCGUCGAGCGGUUUAAAUGAUGAAAAAAGUAAUUUAACACCUCGUGGCCGAUCACGAGGCCCUAUAAUGGAUGGUAUAGUUUUGCAGCAAUUGGAUAGACCGUCAACACCCCCAAAUGCGGCAAGUUCAAGAGCACGUGGCUUAGACGAUCCUCCUCGGCCGCCACCGCCAAGAAAUUCAACGAACAAUGCCGAAGACUUUUAUAGUUCACGGCGGCAAUUGUACGAAGAUGAAGCUUUGGUUCGAUCUCGCCAAUCGGCCGAACCGCGUUUUAUAUCAUUCCAAAAAGAAGGCAGCGUGGGUAUACGUCUAACGGGUGGCAACGAGGCGGGCAUAUUUGUUACUGCGGUACAGCCGGGAUCGCCAGCGUCCCUUCAAGGCCUGACACCGGGUGAUAAGAUUCUAAAAGUGAACGAUAUGGACAUGCACGGUGUAACGCGUGAGGAGGCCGUAUUAUUUUUAUUAUCACUACAGGAUCGCAUAGAUUUAAUUGUCCAAUACUGCAAAGAAGAAUACGAUGAAGUUGUUAACAAUCAAAGAGGUGACUCGUUUCACAUCAAGAUUCACUUUCAUUGUGAAAAUCCCUCGAAAGGAGAAAUGGCUUUUAAGGCGGGCGAUGUGUUUCGAGUGAUUGAUACUUUGCACAAUGGCGUGGUAGGAUCAUGGCAGGUAUUGAAAAUCGGUCGUGGCCAUCAAGAAAUGCAACGUGGAGUUAUACCCAAUAAAUCCCGGGCCGAAGAAUUGGCGACCGCACAAUUUAACGCCACGAAGAAAGAAAUGAAUACUAAUGAAUCGCGAGGCAAUUUCUUUAGACGUAGAAGAUCCACACAUCGACGUUCGAAAAGCUUAUCACGUGAAAACUGGGAUGAUGUAGUCUUCUCGGAUAGUAUUUCGAAAUUUCCCGCCUAUGAGCGUGUUGUGUUGCGCCAUCCCGGCUUUGUUCGCCCUGUGGUUAUAUUUGGUCCUAUUUCAGAUUUGGCUCGGGAGAAAUUAGCCAAAGAUUUUCCAGAUAAAUUCUCUACGCCCCUGCAGGAUGAUGACAAAAGCAAUUCCAAGUGUCGCAUAGUACGUCUCUCGAAUAUACGCGAUGUUAUGGAUCGCGGAAAACAUGCCCUACUCGAUAUUACCCCCAACGCUGUGGAUCGUUUAAAUUACGCUCAAUUCUAUCCGAUUGUCAUAUUCUUGAAAACCGAUAGUAAACAUAUUAUCAAACAAUUACGUCACGGUAUGCCAAAAUCAGCUCAUAAAAGCUCCAAAAAAUUACUGGAACAAUGUCAGAAACUGGAACGUGUAUGGUCUCACAUCUUUAGCACACAAAUUGUCCUGAGCGACGAGGAAAGUUGGUAUCGAAAGUUAAGAGAUGCCAUAGACUUACAGCAAAGCGGUGCCGUAUGGAUGUCAGAAUCAAAGCCCGUUGAGUCCCUUUCGGAUGAUUUCCUAUUCCCUAUGACCACAUCCCGUUUGUCGUAUGCAUCCAGUCCUGAAUCCGAUUUGGAAUUAAGUCCUGGGCCGUCAGCAUCUCUGUCGCUCGGCAAUUUACCGCAAUUGGUUAAGUCCAGCUCAGAUCCAUCGAUUGCCACUAAUCAGGACAACUUGGAUAGGGACAGAGACAUAAUUGGUGAAGGACUACCACCUCCAUAUACGAUUCCGUACGAUCAUGCUGUCAACCCGACAAAUCGUCGCCAAACUAUGGAAACAUCAAAGUAUGGUAUUAGCGGCGGUGGCGUUGCCGGUUAUUCGUCUUCUGAUCCUGCGACACCUGCUAAUCGCCCUCAAUCAUUAUAUGGGAUUAAUGCUCCCGAUCUGCCACCACGCAUAGAUCGUCAAUCGAAACCGGGCCCUGGUGAAUUGCCUAUUAAUACGCCACCGUCACGUUCCAAUAGUUCGGGCGGCACAAUGGCUCGUACAGCGCAGGAACGUCUUUUCGGCAAAGCCAUUGUUAGCGAUGACGUUCAAGCGGAGUAUAUUACUCGUACCGCUAACAAUAAUAGUAAUAAUAAUAGCUCGACGGCGGACGCCCUUGAACGUCACCAUGCCUCUUUGGAACGCCAGGCUCGCUUAAAUGCUGCGCAAUCGAAAUUAUUAACACCGGCCGGUGCCAGUUUACCACCUCCUUCGUCUGCUUCGACUCAACCCAAUGGUUCUUAUGAUAGCGUAUCCAGCUAUGAUUCAUACAGUGCUACGCAAUUAGCUAUGCAAAAUUUAGGACGCUUAGGUCCUAAUGCACCCGAUGAUCUCAAAUCAGUGCCAAAUGCCAAUGCUGGUCGUCCUCUACCUCCGGUAGUUUUGAACGCUCAACAAUCUCAGCCUGAAUACGGCCGCACUACACAUGACCAUCGUCAAUAUGGUGGUGGCGCUGGUGGCGUUGGCGGUGCAAACGAUCUAAAUCGUCAAAAUAGUCCCGGUCGGCCACCUUUCCAUGAUAUCAAUACCACGCGAAAUAUAGAUCCUCGUACCGGUCCACCGCAGCGUCCUUCCAAUCUAGGACUGGAAGGCAGUCCCCGUAAAGUCGAAACCAAAACUGAUUAUGGAAAAUACAGCCGUAGUAACUCUGCUUCACAAGCUGAUUAUAAUAAAUUAUCAAAAACUGCAUCGGGGCCUCCAACGUCACAUAUGGUUGUACCGCCAGCGAAUAUAAAUGGUAAUAAUACACCUAGUAGUUCGGGUAGCGGACCUUUUAAGCCGGUACCACCACCGAAACCGAAAAAUUACAGACCACCACUCCAAAAUGCUGCUAACGCUAGUGCUGCACAUCAAUGGGACACCGGGGAACCGGGAUCACCACGCUCACCAAAUGGUUUUUAUUAUCCUCCUGUUCCUUCCCACCAUCAUUAUGGCCCACAAGCAACACCGGGCUCUCCACAUCACGGACCAGCUAGUAAUACAAGUAUAUCUGCGACAUAUGCCUCAAAUAAUAAUUACGGUCCUCCCGCAACACCCGGUUAUCCUACACCCGUUAAUGGUUAUAAUACUGGUAAUGCAGGUACAAGUCAUCAUUAUAAUGGAGGCAGCGGAACCGGACCAUAUAUAGCGCCACAUCGUGGCAUGCCACCACCCAUAGAUUUGGCCGGUAGUCGUGAACAGCGUGGCUCAGCUUUUGAAUUGUAUCGUAAACCACAAAUCGGUACAACCGGGCACCAUCACAAUUUAAGCGAGAUGGGUUCACCAUACGGUAGCGCUCAAGAGCAAUUAUACACUGAUUACUAUGGCUUGCCGCCGCCGCAACAUAAGCAACCGCCACCUCGACGUUCGAAAUCGGCGCCACGCUAUCCCUACGAUUUACCGCCUGCGCAUACAGUCAACACUGGCUACUAUCGUAAUAAUUACGUAACGCCGACGAACCCUUAUCACUUACAGCAGUAUUAUCCGGAAAAUGAGAUACCCCCACCGUUGCCGCCACCUAAAGUGAAAAAAAAAUCACUUUUAAAAAGUCCUUUAACGGUUAUAAAGAAUGCUUUAAUCAAAUCAACUCGUCCCCUAAGACGUAUGAAUAGCAUGGUUGAGCCGGAACGUAAAGCAAAAGGUUUAAGGCGUCAACAUUCGAUGUUGGAACGUGGCGUUCAACGGCCCUAUUACCCCGAUGAGUAUCCCACUUAUCCAGCCGGUCUGGAUGAACGAUAUUAUGCACCUAGAGGGCCCAUUACACCAGAAAUGCAUCAUCAUCAUCAUCAUCACCAUCAGCAGCAGCAGCAGCAGCAUCAGCAACAGCAGUAUUAUUCAAAAGAUCAACAUCAACAACAACAAAAUUGCUCUAGUCUUAAAUUAUCCGAUAAUGCGUACAAUCAAAAUGUAAUGAAUGGUACUUACCAGAAUUUGGAAACUGAAGAUAUUUACGGUCACCUGAGUACAGUGCCUAGGGGAGGUCGUCUGAAACCGUCCAAUGAAGAAUGGAACGGCUAUGAGGACGAUAAGCUCUAUGUCAAUCGAGCCCUAAUCGAUUUGGAAAGGCGGCAAGCUGAAGCAAUGGCUGCCAUGCAAGGCCGCAACGGUAGAAGAAUUAUUCGCAGGCAUAGUACAACAACAGCCGAUCGUGUUAGCAAUCAACGUAGACCUUUAAUGUUGGCUAGCGAUUAUGAUCGUAAUGAGGAUUUACUACUUAGUAAACCUUGUCUCUAUUCGAAUGAUGAUAUACAACAUAGGGCUCCAAAUUCAGAAGUUAUGACUCGUCGACGAUUCUAUCCGGGGACUUCUCAUGAAAUCGCCGAUAUGAACGAUCCGAUAUAUCAGUCACGUCGUGACGUACAACGUGAAAUGCAAAAACGUCAUUUAUAUCAGACCAAAAAAGAGAUGCAAGAGCGCAUUAUACAAGGUAAACGUGAUAUGGAAAAGGAAUUCAGCCCUCAGAGUAGUAGUACACAUUCCGAAAUGGAUGAGAAGUCUGAGAGAGACUUCAUGUAUCAGAGCAAACGUGAAUCAAAGGAUGGAGCUUUAAAAACGCGAGCCCAAUUACGAGAGCAAAUCUAUCAGACAAGGCGUGAGGCUUUAGAAAGUAUGGCCGAGCCUGGCUAUAUCACGAAACGUGAUAUAGGUCGACCCGAGCCAAUAUACGAAACAAAAGAGGAAAGUAUUCUACAAUCGAGAGAAAACGAGACCGACGAGAAAAAGGAAAGCAAACACGAUAUUACUGUAGUCGAAAUUAAUCGUGAAUCUGAUAGCUUAAGUCGGUCCGAAUUGCAAAAAUCUUCAGAUACUGUCAUAGAGAAUACCAUUGAUGUUAAUGAGAUGCAGAUUUCUACUCCUAACUUAGCCUCGAAAGCCCCAUUGGUGCAAAGUGAAGAUUGCGAUGAUUUAGAUAAUGAACCAAUCCAAGACUUCGAUAAAACCGAAAUGCCAACAAUGAUUGAAAAUGAGCAUAAGCGUGCCAUGCUAGAAGCUGAAGAAAGCCCUGUUGAAAUGAAUGCUAGCGCAAGUAGAUCCGAUGAAGUGUUCGAAGUAACGAAAACGUCAAAUGUUUUAAGCGAAAAAUCUCCGAUAAAACUUUUAGUAGAUUCACCCAACUCGCCUAUAGGUCAGGUAAUACAACGACCUAUGCGCACUCCUUUUCAUAUAUCGAAUAUCUUAAAGCGUACCGCCCCACCGCCAACACUGAAACCUUUAAAUGAAAGCCGCACGUCGGUGGAAACUCAAUAUACAUCACAGGCUAGUUUGCCGGUGGGACCUCCAAAUGCCACUAGUACCCCUUAUACGAGCAAUAUGUCUUUGCCUAUAGCUGGCCCAGUGCCUAUUACGGCACCCGCUGCGGCCAGUUUACCGGGUCAAGGAUCUUUUCCUCCGAUACCGCGUGAGCCAAUCACUACGAGGGGAAUCUUCGAUAGCACAGGUGGUACUUUGACCGAUACUGUCUGGAAUGUAUCACUUCAAAUACCUCCCCUUGCUAUAGCGGCUGGCGUACGUCAAGAAAUCUACUUUACUGUGAGUGAUCCGCGCUUAGGACAAGCUGUAGGCGGCCCUCCUUUGGAUAUGGAAAAUGGUGAAACCAUGUUGUCGCCAUUAGUUAUGUGCGGCCCUCAAGGACUUGAAUUUUUGGUACCUGUCACUCUAAACAUACCACAUUGCGCUGGGCGUACAGCCUCCUUGGGUUUGGCUCUAAAAGCUACCGAUAGCGAAAAAAAUUUACAUACCGAAUGGGAUAACAUCGAUUUACCAAGCAAUGCCGCAGCUCAUACCGUAUCCGUUAAAGUGGAUCAUUUUUAAAAGGAAAAAAAAAGUAAUAAACAAAAAAAAAAAAAAAAAAAAAA
This is a messenger RNA of Glossina fuscipes, 10178 nucleotides long. It is a transcript of the gene pyd, whose product is annotated as tight junction protein ZO-2. Gene Ontology annotation, cellular component: plasma membrane; bicellular tight junction. Lineage: Eukaryota; Metazoa; Arthropoda; Insecta; Diptera; Glossinidae. The transcript is spliced from 14 exons. Bases 3403 to 10134 code for a protein of 2243 amino acids. The record is from RefSeq and is a predicted model, not a curated record. Gene Ontology annotation, molecular function: cell adhesion molecule binding. Gene Ontology annotation, biological process: cell-cell adhesion; protein localization to cell-cell junction; cell-cell junction organization.